AUGAGCUCCUACUUCGUCAACCCCCUGUUCUCCAAAUACAAAGGCGGCGAGUCCCUGGAACCGGCCUAUUACGACUGCCGGUUCCCUCAGAGCGUGGGCAGAAGCCAUGCGCUGGUGUACGGGCCCGGCGGCUCCGCGCCCGGCUUCCAGCACGCCUCGCACCACGUCCAAGACUUCUUCCACCACGGCACCUCCGGCAUCUCCAACUCGGGCUACCAGCAGAACCCGUGCUCGCUGAGCUGCCACGGAGACGCCUCCAAAUUCUAUGGCUACGAGGCGCUCCCCAGACAGUCCCUUUAUGGGGCUCAGCAAGAGGCGAGCGUGGUGCAAUAUCCCGACUGUAAAUCCUCCGCCAACACUAACAGUAGCGAAGGACAAGGCCACUUAAAUCAGAACUCGUCUCCCAGCCUCAUGUUUCCAUGGAUGAGACCCCACGCUCCUGGGCGGCGCAGCGGACGACAAACUUACAGCCGGUAUCAGACCUUGGAACUAGAGAAGGAGUUUCUCUUUAAUCCUUAUUUGACCAGAAAGCGCCGGAUUGAAGUCUCUCACGCCCUGGGACUGACGGAAAGACAAGUGAAGAUUUGGUUCCAGAAUCGAAGGAUGAAGUGGAAAAAGGAGAACAACAAGGAUAAACUUCCUGGGGCCCGAGAUGAGGAGAAGGUGGAAGAAGAAGGGAAUGAGGAAGAGGAGAAGGAGGAGGAGGAAAAGGAAGAAAAUAAGGACUAAGAAAAAAGAGAAAAUCAGCCCCCCCCCACAACUCCCUUGAAGUUUCGUUUUAUGGUAGCAGAUAAAUUGAGAAGUUUACGACUGUCAUUUGCUUUUAUAGAGAAUAGAAUGACACUCACAACUGUAACUACCUGUCAGAUAGUUGCAGCUCUGCUUUUAUUACCUUUGGCCUUCCCCCACUCUUUAUUUGUCUGGGGGUUGGGAGGGGGAACCUGAGACACAGGGAAAAGUUCUGUUCCACUCCAUGCCCAACACACACUCACUUGUCCCUGCUCCCACUUCUGAGCCCUUCCCGAUAAAGCCUAACCCUACACACACACACACACACACACACACACACACACACACACACACACACACACACACCACACUUCUCUCCACACUCUUUACACGCUUCUCUGGUAUUUAUUUUAAAAGGGAUUCCCCUGAAGAUGUAGAAGAUGAUUCCUGGCUUUGCUUGUAUGCUGGGAAUUAGAAUACUGGAUUGACUUUUUUUUUUUUUUAAUGAAAAGAAAGAAGGGGAAAAAAAAACAGGAAAGGGGGAAAUGAAAGGGAAAAAUUAAAAAGAAAAAAAAAGAUAGCAAAGAAGAUUCCCCUCCCCCAUCUGAGGCUGUUUCCUUAGAAACCCCCCCUUGACUUUCUCCAGGAAUCUACUGGAAAUCAAGGAAAUGUGGGUUUCUCUACCCACCUCCUUCCUGAGGGUUCUAUAAGGACUGGCAAUGGUCUCUGAAAUCCUACCUAUCCAUCCCAUAGUCACUUGGGUCCAUGCCUUCCUUGCCUUGCCUUUGCUGUUUGAUCUUUUGGGCCCUGGCUUCCUCUGAGCUGUGUUAGUGUUUGUGCUCAGAAAUCACCAUAAUCAUGAAGAUAAUAUACUGAUAAUAAAUCUUUAACAUACUACCUAAAGGAACCUGCAAUAAUCUUGGGGAAAAAAAAAAGAAAAAAAAAAUCCUAAUACAGGAGGGAAAAAAAGAAAAAAAAAAAGAAAAAAA
Rattus rattus (black rat) is the source of this 1718-nucleotide messenger RNA. RefSeq names its product homeobox C8 (gene Hoxc8). Gene Ontology annotation, cellular component: nucleus. The record is from RefSeq and is a predicted model, not a curated record. NCBI's taxonomy places the organism in Eukaryota, Metazoa, Chordata, Mammalia, Rodentia, Muridae. Gene Ontology annotation, molecular function: DNA-binding transcription factor activity, RNA polymerase II-specific; RNA polymerase II transcription regulatory region sequence-specific DNA binding. The transcript has 2 exons. Bases 1 to 729 code for a protein of 242 amino acids. Gene Ontology annotation, biological process: regulation of transcription by RNA polymerase II.